GUGGGUGUGUGUGAGGAAUGUGAUGGGAGUGGUGAAAGGGACAGACUGAGACACUGAAAAUAAGAGAAGCGCCAUAAGAGAGCAGCUGGAGAGCCUGGGAGGGAGAGAGACGGAGAAAUGGCUGAAGCCCCAAAGAUCGAGCUCUUCAUCAAGGCGAGUAACGAUGGCGAGAGCGUGGGUAACUGCCCUUUCUGCCAGCGCCUCUUCAUGAUCCUCUGGCUGAAAGGUGUGCAUUUCACCCUCACUACUGUCGACAUGAAGAGGGCCCCAGAGGUUCUCAAAGACCUGGCCCCAGGCUCACAGCCCCCAUUUCUGCUUUACAACAAUGACGUGCGCACAGACACCAACAAGAUCGAGGAGUUCCUGGAGGAGACGCUGGCCCCCCCGCAGUAUCCUAAGCUCUGCUGUCGCUAUAAGGAAUCCAAUGGUGCUGGAGAUGACAUCUUCCAUAAGUUCUCCGCCUAUGUCAAGAAUCCCAACCCUGGCCUGAAUGACAUGCUGGAAAAGAAAUUUCUGAAGAGCUUAAUGAAGCUGGACCAGUACCUGCUGACCCCGCUUCCAAACGAACUGGACAAGAACCCCAACAUAACAGAAUCUCCCAGGCUCUUCCUGGAUGGGAACACACUGACACUGGCAGACUGCAACCUGCUGCCCAAGCUCAACAUCGUGAAGGUUGUGUGCAAGAAGUACCGGGAUUUCGAGAUUCCUGCCGCCCUGAAGGGCCUGACGCGGUAUCUGGUAAAUGCCUACGAGCGGGACGAGUUCCGCUUCACCUGCCCCAACGACGGCGAGAUCCUGCUGGCCUACUACUCAGUGGCCAAGUACCUCACCAGGAACAAAUGAAGCCAGGUCUAUGGAGAGAGAGAAGAGGGGAGGAGAGCAGAUGAAGGAAGAAACGCUUCGGUAUCAUUUUCCCUUCGGAGUAUCUGCCGUCGCUGAUGCAGACCCAGCCCCCUGCCGCUUCUGGAUAAAUGUCACUCCUAUGCAGCUCUAGCAGCGCCGUAUAAAUAAGAGAACAUCGCAUUCCUAUAAAAAGAAAACCUUUGGUUCUGUUCAUGGCAUUUUGUCCUCAGUACCUCGUAGACUUAUAUCAACUUAAAUCAUUUGUUUCUGGAUGGCUUCCAUUAUGGUGCUGCUGGAUUUUCUUAAAGGGCAAAUAUGCUUACGGCUUUUAAUUAGUUUUAUUUCACCUAAGAAAGAUUUUUGUUCAUUUUCAUAUCAUGGAGGCACAUGAAAGCCGCCCAUCUAGCUGUGUUUAGGAAUAUUGCUUUGUAUCAAUUCCUCUCUUUUAAUAAAGUAUUUAAAUGAUGAA
Brienomyrus brachyistius is the source of this 1312-nucleotide messenger RNA. It is a transcript of the gene clic3, whose product is annotated as chloride intracellular channel 3. The record is from RefSeq and is a predicted model, not a curated record. Bases 118 to 843 code for a protein of 241 amino acids. NCBI's taxonomy places the organism in Eukaryota, Metazoa, Chordata, Actinopteri, Osteoglossiformes, Mormyridae. The transcript has 6 exons.